This is a messenger RNA of Lactuca virosa, 1606 nucleotides long. The record is from the annotation of a GenBank genome assembly. Lineage: Eukaryota; Viridiplantae; Streptophyta; Magnoliopsida; Asterales; Asteraceae.
UCGUCAAUCAUACUAAUUUAUAGCGUUUGAAUUUCUUAAAUCAAUGUCCAAACUGAGAAAUUCUCCUUUCAGUAGUGAUUUCCAUCUUAUUAGUAUACGUGGAGACGGAAGAUGCUUGUUUCGUUCUAUUGUUCAUGGUGCAUGUUUGAGAGCAGGAACUCCAAUUCCGAAGGAGAAUGUUAUGAAGGAACUUGCUGAUGACCUCAGAUCCAAGGUUGUGAAUGAGUUGAUCAAGAGAAGGUCUGAAACUGAAUGGUUUCUUGAAGGUGAUUUUGAGACUUAUAUCUCACAUAUGAAACAGUCACAUGUCUGGGGAGGUGAACCAGAACUAUUUAUGUCUUCUCAUGUCCUUCGGGUGCCUAUCAGAGCUUAUAUGAAAGAUAAAAAGUCGAAUUCUAUAAAAGUAAUAGCAUAUUAUGGACAAGAGUAUGGGAAGGAAAAUCCAAUUAGUGUUCUUUAUCAUGAUUACGGACACUAUGAUCUUUUGCAUUGAAGGUACAAGCUUUAACAUUGGUUUUAAACUAUAUGAUGUUACUCACGCCUAGCAUGUGUCGUUGAGGUGGCCUAACCCAACACACACAGUUUUAACACUAGUUAUAAAAAGAAAACUUAUGGUAUUAGACAAUGAUUGUCACACUUACAAAAUAGCUACUCGAUUUACUAGCUAUCAAAUAUCGAUAUGUAUCAAAUGUUGCUUUGAAAACAAAAUAAUUUAAGCAUUCUUUAAAUAUAUACCACUAUGGUAUAAGCAUUAUGGUAACACCCAUUUUUUAUAGCGGUUACAUAGAUUGCUAAAUUAUGUUUAUUUACUAUGUUAUGAGUGGGUAGCUUCCAUGAAAUAUGGGGUAAAAAUAUGCAGGUGUCAUAGUCCUGCUUUAGAAAUGUGGGUCUUGAUUUGUUGUCUUGAUGACCCUUUAUGAAGAUUAGUGAUUAUUUGAUCGAGUGGAGUUCUAAGGGACAUAUUUGGUGAGUUAUGAUGGGAACAUUAAUAUUUGAGUUUCAUAUGGUUAGACCACAAAUCAUAUUGGUGAUAAACCUAUUAGUAAUGGCUGUGUUGUAUUGGAGGAGAAAACAUGACAAUAAGGUUCAUAAGGAUAGGACUUAUGCUUUAGCCCCUGAGGUUGAUAUCAGGAGUGGCCACCUAGAGCCUUGAGAGCAUUAAACGUACCUAAAUGAUUUUUUGUUUGAAUUAAUCAUGGAUUAAUGUUUAUGAGAAUAGAAAGCAAGAUGUGGAUGGGUGAUGAGGAGUGCUAUAAAGUCGGUGUGUACACAAUGUACAUGGUGGUGUAGACAACUAAGACUUUCUUGAGCUAUGAUACAACACUUCUUUACUAUUGUCCAACAAUAUACCCAAACAUGAAUCAGUUCUCAUCCUCAAAAGAUUUCUCACCCUUGUGUGGGGGUGCUACCGACCUAACAUCUCAAAAUUUAUUGUGUAUAGUCAAUCUAGAUUACAUGUCAUAAUUUCAAACCAAUUGUAUCAUCGGUACAUAUAACUAUAUCAAAUACUACUUGUUGGAGCUAUGAGAUAUGAGUUAUUGUCAGUGUAUUAGAAUUAGCAAUGUAUGAAGUACGAGCUAUUGUCAAUAUAUUCCCUAACCACAAG